AUGAAGAUCGGUUUUAUCGGCGCCGGCAAGAUGGCCCAGGCUCUGGCUCGUGGAUUGAUCAAUUCAGGCAGAAUCGCGCCCGAGAAUAUCAUCGCGAGCUCGCCGAAAACUGAUUACCAAUUGUUGGACCAGUGCAAGUCAAUGGGCCUUACAACUACACACGAUAACACAGAGGUCGUCCACAAGAGCGGUGUUGUUUUCCUAGCGGUCAAGCCCAUCAACGUCCCAAAAGUGACCUCCGAGAUUGCCCCCUCCAUCAGCCGGGAGCAUCUCCUUGUAUCCAUCGCUAUGGGCAUCACCAUCCGGAAUAUGGAAGCGCUAUUGCCAUCCAAAUCGAGAGUCGUUCGAGUAAUGCCGAAUACACCUUCAGUAGUUCGUGCAGGAGCAUCUGGUUUUGCAAUGGGAUCAGCUUGCCGAGAUGGGGAUGGUGAUUUAGUACGAGAACUCCUCUCAACGGUCGGAUUCGCCGUCGAGCUCCCCGAGGCUUGGAUCGAUCCUGUGACCGGUCUAUCCGGUUCGGGCCCCUCUUACAUGUUCUCUGUCAUCGAGGGAUUGGCUGACGGCGGAGUGAAAGUUGGACUUCCACGUGAGCUGGCAAUCAAACUGGCUGCGCACACACUGCUCGGGGCGGCGAAGAUGGUGCUGGAAACUGGGAUUCACCCCGCGCAGUUGAAGGAUGAUGUCCAAUCUCCUGGUGGCUCCUCAAUCUACGGGAUGCACAAGCUAGAGAAUGGCAAUCUGAAGGGCAUCUUGAUAGAUGCUGUCGAAGCCGCCACCAACCGUUCCCGUGCGACCGGCGAUAAGGCACUACCCCGAGAUGUCCGCAACAACGAACUAGACCAAGCAAUCGUCUACCACGAACGCCCCGCCAGAUACGAUCACCAGGAAGAAGAACAACAACUCCGUCGCGCGUCUCGU
This is a messenger RNA of Mesorhabditis spiculigera, 918 nucleotides long. NCBI's taxonomy places the organism in Eukaryota, Metazoa, Nematoda, Chromadorea, Rhabditida, Rhabditidae. The record is from the annotation of a GenBank genome assembly.